Penicillium longicatenatum is the source of this 522-nucleotide messenger RNA. RefSeq names its product ML domain-containing protein. Gene Ontology annotation, molecular function: sterol binding. The transcript has 3 exons. Bases 1 to 522 code for a protein of 173 amino acids. Gene Ontology annotation, biological process: intracellular sterol transport. The record is from RefSeq and is a predicted model, not a curated record. NCBI's taxonomy places the organism in Eukaryota, Fungi, Ascomycota, Eurotiomycetes, Eurotiales, Aspergillaceae.
AUGAAGUUCUUAUCAGCCACUCUCCUCGCGGCUCCUCUGCUCGCCUCAGCCGCCUCAGUCCCCAAGCUGCUUGACCCAUGGCAAAUUCCCCUCCAGACUGAGACCGAGAGUAAAGUUCAAGUUCCCGGAGAAAACCCGCUGGUGUACUGCGGGGCCCCAGAUACAUACACUCUUAAGAUCGAUUCCGUCACUUUAUCGCCCAACCCCCCCCAAGGCAAGCUUACUAUCACGGCCAAUGGUACCGUCGGGGAGGAUAUCGUGAAGGGUGCUUAUGUCAAUUUGGUCGUCAAAUAUGGUCUCAUCACCUUGAUCUCGCAGACUGCCGAUCUUUGUGAUCAGCUCGGCAAUGUGGACCUUCAAUGUCCCUUGAAGAAGGGCAAUAUGGUUUUGACCAAGGAAGUCACCUUGCCCAGCCAGAUUCCUCCGGGCAAAUACUCUGUUAUGGCCGAUGUCUACAAUAACGAUGCUAAGCAAGUCACCUGCUUAGAGGCAGACAACAUCUCGUUCAACUUGCCAUUGUAA